Amblyraja radiata (thorny skate) is the source of this 2227-nucleotide messenger RNA. Its product is annotated as receptor tyrosine-protein kinase erbB-2. Bases 248 to 2227 code for a protein of 659 amino acids. The transcript is spliced from 16 exons. The record is from RefSeq and is a predicted model, not a curated record. Lineage: Eukaryota; Metazoa; Chordata; Chondrichthyes; Rajiformes; Rajidae.
CGAGCCCCGCCCCCCGCGGCGGAGUGUCCAGACCCGCCCACAGCCGGAAGUCAGGCCCGGCCGGCGGCGGCGGCGCGAAGAUGUGGCUCGAGCGUCGCGGCCCGGAGCCCCCGCGGCUGGAAAUGCUUGUGCAGUUAAUGCGCUGGUGACCAGAGUGCUGGCUCCUGUCCUGCGCUGCCCCAGUGGCCGGCGGCUGCAGUGGAGGAGUAUCUCAACGUACGUUCACCCUGGCUCUGCAGGCUCGGUGAUGGUGGCUCUGGUGCUGACUCCCUGGGCUGGUGUUGCCCCACUCUUGCUGCUGCUGUACGGAGCCCUGGGCCGAGCCCAGCUCCCCACCCCACAAGUAUGUCCAGGGACCAACAUGAAGCUCAAACUCGCCUUCAGUUUGGAAAACCAUUACCACACUCUGCGCAAGCUGUACGAGAAUUGCCGCGAGGUGCAGGGCAACCUGGAGAUCACACACCUGAAAGGGAACCUUGACCUUUCCUUCCUGCAGAAUAUUCAGGAGGUGCAAGGCUAUGUUCUUCUUGCUCACAACGAGGUUGACUACAUUCCACUGGAGAAUCUGCGCAUCAUUCGGGGAAGCCAGCUGUACGAGGGCCGCUAUGCACUGGCCGUCAUCUCCAACCUCCACUCUGGCACCACUGGCCUCCGGGAGCUACGGCUCAGGAGUCUGACAGAGAUCCUGACUGGGAGCAUCUUGAUUCGCAACAACCCCUGGCUGUGUUACCAGGAGACCAUCCAAUGGGAUGACAUUCAAGAUGCCAACAACAAGUUUCCGUUUCUGGGCACGGUAGACAGCAACAGGACCGUUAAAUGUGGGAACUGCAGUCGUGGGUGUGAGUCGUGCUGGAGCUCAGGGCCCGAGUAUUGCCAGACACUGACUCGGAAGAUCUGUGCCCACGAGUGUCGGACCCGCUGCAGAGGGAGGUACCCGAGCGAGUGCUGCCACAAUGAAUGUGCUGCUGGCUGUACUGGGCCCAAGGACACCGACUGCCUUGCCUGCCACCAUUUCAACAAUGCGGGGAUGUGCCGUAGGGACUGUCCCCCUCUCAGCAACUAUGAUAUGCAAACCUAUCAGAUGAAGCCCAACCCUGAGGCAACGUACAUCUUUGGAGCCAACUGCGUCAAAAAGUGUCCGCAUAAUUACCUGGCCACGAACGUGGGCUCGUGCACGCUGGACUGUCCCAACGACACCAAGGAGGUGAUGGAAGGAGAUCGAUACAAAUGUGAGAAGUGCAGUGAACCGUGUCCUAGAGUGUGCAGCGGCUUAGGGGUGAGUAACCUGAAGAAUGUGCGGGCAGUGACCUCCAGAAAUAUUGAUUCCUUCAAAGGCUGCAGCAAGAUCUUUGGCAGCUUGGUCUUCCUGGCUGAGACCUUCUCUGGUGACCCGGCUGCAAAGACUGAACCCCUGGAUGUGAGGAAGCUGAAGGUAUUCGACGUUCUGACUGAGAUCACAGGUAGGAGCACUCUGAUGGUUCUUGUAUUAGUGCGAGCCACUCCAUCUUCACCCACCACUCCCUGCUCUUGUGUCCUAGUCAAAUGUGAGAUGCUGGGAGGAGGGUAUUUAUACAUCGAGGCUUGGCCACAGAAUUUCACCAGCCUGAAGGCCUUUGAGAACCUUGCCACGAUCCGGGGACGAGUGCUAUACAGCGGUGCUUAUGCAUUGUUAGUGCAGAAUCUACAGAUACAUUCACUCGGACUACGCUCUCUAAAAGAGAUCAGUAAUGGGCUGGUAUUCAUUCACCACAACCCUCACCUCUGUUAUGUCAAGACUAUUCCCUGGAGACAGCUGUAUCUGAAGGAGCACCAGGAGGAGCUGAUAACAGCCAACAGGCCACAAGAUGUUUGUGAGGCUGAGGGGCAUUCCUGUUACGCCCUCUGUACGGCGGGCAAUUGCUGGGGUCCUGGGCCGACACAGUGCCUGACCUGUACCCACUACCUGCGUGCGCAGAGGUGUGUGGAGACGUGCAACCUGUACAUGGGGCUGGUUCGGGAGUAUCUGAGUGAAUCGUCCUGUAUCGCAUGUCAUGCAGAGUGUCUCCCUCAGAACGACAGCCUGAGCUGCAGCGACAAGGGCGCUGAUGCCUGUGUGACAUGCAGGCAUUACAAGGAUGGCAAGCAAUGUGUGGAGAAAUGCCCGACUGGGGUACAUGGGCACAUCUGGAAAUACCCUGACGAACAAGGCCUCUGCCAACUCUGCCCCACUAACUGCAGCCACUCGUAA